Molecule: messenger RNA, 1037 nt
Organism: Phytophthora sojae
Lineage: Eukaryota; Oomycota; Peronosporomycetes; Peronosporales; Peronosporaceae
Exons: 2
Coding region: 24-1037 (337 amino acids)
Source: RefSeq, a predicted model, not a curated record
CAGCCUCCAACACAACUCGUGCAAUGGCGCGCGCAUCUGCAAUGGAACUGUUCGGCUUCGUGCAAAGUGGGGCGUCUCGACUUCAACACACUGUGAACCAACACCUCCACCUGCUAUCCGCCGCCUCACCUGCCACAGGUCACCUCCACGCUCUAUCGAUCGACGGGGUCGCUCUGCUGAUCGUGUCAUUCUUGGAUGGCGAGUCGCUCUCUCGUGUUCAAGGCGUCAACACUGCAUGGAGAAGCUUCAUCCAGCAGUACAAGGGGCCUCUUUAUCGAUCUUUGGUCGAGGAACGCCGGGUCUUCCAUACGGUCAUCACGUCCACGUCGGUGUUCAAGUCGUACCUCUUCUCACUGCGGCACGAGUUUGACCGAGAACUCGCCCACACACACGCUGUGCACCCGACACACCACGCGCUGGAGCAGUACUGCGCCUCGACCGAGAACCACGGGUUUGUGGCCAUGUUCUGCGAUAUUAUCGAGUUCCGCGACCCAAGAAUCGCUCGGUUCGUCGCUUGGAAGCGUCAGAGUGCGCUCAGUAUGGUGCUGGCGGCGACACCAGACCAUGUCAUGAACUUCCGGAAGCGUUCCAGCUACGUGGGGCCGAUCACGUUCGUGCCGGUGGAUAACCCGCUCUGGCCGGUGUUCACGUCUUCAUCAGUCGAUGCUCCGGGGUUCAUGGGCUACGCAUUCGACCACGUGAUCAUGGUGAAAGGCUACGAAGCUCUCAAAGACACGGUCGUCAAGUCCAUCCUGAAAGAGCUCAUGAUCUUCGACACGACUGAGAACGCAGCAGCAUACGGACGCAGCGUCGGUCGAGCACCCUACGCCGCGAUUCUUGAGGACGAAGACGCCCAGGUGCAGGUCGGCCAGGCGGAGAGGAUCAGCCACCUGACGUUCUCGUCUCCACUGCGCCGACAGCUCAGUAAAUACCCCGUCGCCGAGCGUAUCCGUCGUAUGCGGGACAAGAUCAAGGCCGUUGACGACUGCAUCGCCGCGACUCCAAACAACACGAGCUGCAGCUCGACCCCAGCUUAG